Coffea eugenioides is the source of this 866-nucleotide messenger RNA. RefSeq lists its product as uncharacterized. Lineage: Eukaryota; Viridiplantae; Streptophyta; Magnoliopsida; Gentianales; Rubiaceae. Bases 284 to 721 code for a protein of 145 amino acids. The transcript has 2 exons. The record is from RefSeq and is a predicted model, not a curated record.
AACAAGAAUAAUACUAGUACUGCUCCUCACAAUAUCAUCCAUCAUCCUCCUAGUAAACAACUAUUCCCAGUCACGAACGAUUCUUCUCCCACGACGGUGCUCGACGGGCCUUAUCCUCAUGGCGCUGGCGGCCCAUCCUUCUCUCGCAGCUCCGCAUUUUCUUUGCCUAAAACUAGAGGGUCUUUCAGGAGCCUGGAGGAUGAAAUUUUUAGAGAUGUCAAUAAGUACCGACAACAUCGUCAUGAUGCCAUUGAUGAAGUUGUUGGGAAAAGAAAGGUGAUCAAUGAUAAGGAGAGAUUCGCUUCUUGGAAAUGGGGGAGCUACAAGGAGAACAACGCUACUACCAAUGAUGGCAGUUUCUCCUUCUCUGCUGGAUAUGAUCACAGUUUUGGUUGUACUUCUUUCGCUUCAACAAGUCGUGGGACAAUCAAGAGGAGAAGCAGCUUCUCGAGUUUCUCUCAUGCCAGCUCCAACCUCAUCGCCGGCAUUUAUGGGAGCUUCAAGCAAGUGCUCCCGUGGAGACGAAGACAAGGACAAAAGAAGGAUCAAACAGUCGGCUGAAAUCAAAUGGGAAUCUCCGGCAGCUGGCUUCAGUACUCUGUCCAAAGAGAAGGAAAUGGAAUAUGCAACCUGCCUGUGCCUUUUGGGGCUCCUUAACUUCGCCUACUAUAUCUCUACCGAAAGGCCACCAUUAAUUUCACGUCCUCAUCGGAUUUCUUGAUCCUGAUUAUGGGGAAAAACUAAAAAUUCAUAUUUUUGUUCCCAUGUAGCAGGAUUUUUGUAUCUAGUACAAUCAAACAAAAUCGCAUAUCAAAAUUGCUGACACUAUCAUGGAUGGAUGCUGCCCACCCUCCAUAUGUAUGUAU